AUGGCGUCGUCGCCCGAAGACCCCCUGGCGCCCAGCGAGCGCAUGCCCAACGGGCUCACGUACCAGGCGACCCAGUCGGGCCUCAAGGUCACCGUGCACGAGAACCCGCUCAGCACCGUGCUCGAGUAUCGCCGGACGCCGUCGCCCGUCACGCCGUACCAGGACGCAAGCCGUCCGGACGCCGUGCUCAGCUUGCCCAUUCGGGACGCGCUGUCCAGCAAGAAGCCCUCGCGCGACGAAUCGUGCGUCAGCUUCGGCGUUCAUCGGCCCAGCGAUGCCAAGCCCAUCGGAGCGGCUCCCUCUCCGGGCGGGCAGCGCGCCCGCGACCUCUCACUGCUAGCGUUCGUUACCCUGCUGGCAGCCGCUUGCUGCGUACUCGCCUACCUGGCAUUCGUGGCUCCCAGAGCGCCCCCCGACAGGAUCGUCUUUCAAGAUCUCUCAACGAAAAUCUGCCUGACUCCGGAGUGCGUGAAAACAGCGUCGUCCCUCCUCAACGGCAUGGACCAGAGUGCCGACCCGUGCUCCGACUUCUUCCAGUAUGCGUGUGGCUCGUGGAACAAGCGGCACCAGAUUCCCGAGGACCGGCCCAGCAUUUCCACCUUCGAAGUGCUCUCGGACGAACUGCAGAUCAUUCUCAAAGAUUUGCUGGAGGAGCCACCGAGCCCGUAUGACAACAGUGCCACCAUCAAGGCAAAGACUCUUUACAACUCAUGCAUGAAACUGAAUGUGAUCGAGGAUAUCGGCGACCAGCCUCUGCGUGCGGUGCUUCGUAGCCUGGGCGGGUGGCCCGUCACGGAGCCCAAUUGGACGGCGCCUCCGUGGGGCGUCGAGCGACUGCUGGGCGACCUGCGCGGACGCUUCGACCAGGGUGUCGUCGUCGAGCAGUGGGUCGGGCCUGACGACAAGAACUCCUCCGUCAACAUCAUACAGAUCGACCAGCAGCUGGCGUUCGGGCUUCCCAGUCGAGAGUACUACCUGAAGGAGAGCAGCGAGAAGGACAGGCGAGCCUACCACCGCCUCAUGGUCGAGGUGGCCCAGCUGCUGGGCGCCGAACCACGCGACGCGCACGUCCAGAUGGACCACGUGCUCGCCCUCGAGACGAAACUGGCGAAUAUCUCUGUGCCCGAAGCGGACCGGCACGACACUGGUUCCAUCUACAACAAGAUGACGCUACGGGCCUUGUCUGAAAUGGUGCCAGUGUUCAACUGGAGCGAGUACCUGUCGGUGUUCCUUCCCGUGGAGGUGAGCCCGGACGAGCCUCUCGUGGUCUACUCGGUGCCCUACCUGCGCCAAGUGGGACAGAUUCUGGUCGACACCGACCAACGGACGCUGCACAACUUCGCCGUGUGGCGGCUGGUGAACUACCUGCUGGCCUACCUGGACGGCGAGUACGCGCACAAGCGGAACGCCUUCCGCAAGGUGAUGCUGGGCGUGUCGGCGGACAAGGUGCGCUGGAACCACUGCGUCGAGCUGGCCAACAAGAAGAUGGGCAUGGCCGUCGGCGCCCUCUUCAUACGCGACAACUUCGACCCGCACAGCAAGGAGACCGCGCUGGAGAUGAUACACAACAUCCGCGAGGCUUUCAACGAGCUUCUCAAGGAGAACGACUGGAUGGACACCGAGACCCGCAAAGUGGCCGAAGAGAAAGCUAAUGCUAUGAACGAAAGGAUUGGCUAUCCGGAACUCCUCACCAACCCGUACGAGCUAUCCAAGGAAUACGACUCGUUGGUGGUGCACGAAGACCUGUACCUGGACAAUGUGUUCAACAUCCUGCAGUUCGAGGCCACUCGCAACCAGCUCAAACUACGACAGCCCGUCAACAAGGAGAAAUGGACUACGGAACCAGCCGUGGUGAACGCAUUUUACAACCCCAACAAGAACGACAUCGUAUUCCCGGCCGGGAUCCUUCAGCCUCUCUUCUACAGCCACCAUUUUCCCAAGUCCCUCAACUACGGAGGCAUAGGCGUCGUCAUAGGACAUGAGAUUACCCACGGCUUUGAUGACAAAGGACGGCAGUUCGACAAGGAUGGCAACCUGAAGCCCUGGUGGAACAACAAAACUGUGCAGACGUUUCGCGAGAGGGCCCAGUGCAUGGUGGACCAGUAUUCCAGCUACGUCCUUGAAGACGUCAACCUCAACAUCAAUGGCAAGAUGACCCAGGGAGAAAACAUCGCCGACAACGGAGGACUCAAGCAGGCGUACAGGGCGUACAAGAAGUGGGUCAAGCAACACGGCGAGGAGCCCCUGUUGCCCGGCAUCAACCUCACGCACGACCAGCUCUUCUUCCUCAACUACGCCCAGAUAUGGUGCGGCUCGAUGCGUCCAGAGGAAGCCCUGAACAAGAUCAGAACAUCAGUCCAUUGUCCAGGACCAAUAAGGGUCCUCGGCCCGCUGUCCAAUUCGUACGAUUUCUCUCGAGCCUACAACUGCGCCAACAUGAGCCGCAUGAAUCCAGCCAAGAAGUGCUCCGUCUGGUGAAGGGACGGCAGCGUCGACGAAGGAGGACGAUACACAGACCUCAAGCGCUCUUUCCUUGUGGCGCGAGAACCACUCAACGUGCGUGUGCGACACCUGCGCGAGUCUGGACACAAAUGCUGCCCGGCGACUGCAGUGGCCCCUUCGCAAGCGCUAAUCACAAGUGUCGAAGUGUGUGCCCGCAAGCGACCGAUUCGUGUUGUUAUUUUCUUGGAUCGAAUAUUGGCAAUGCCAAAGAGAACUAUGGCAACGCCUGCCCAACUUGGUUCACAGGGCGGCAGUGGCCAGUAUGCUUGUGUCGGGUUCAAUGAACUAUACACCACGUUUGCACUCGCGCAGUCUCGGGAUCACGAUGUCAAGCUUGUAAAGAAAAGCGACAAGCAACAAAACGCACCUGCUUAAGCAGUGCUUGUAAUGCUCUUCAUGUACACGCAUGCUUCCACAACAUGGAGGCAGGCAGCGACUUUUUUUGUCAGCGGGUGUUUUUACAUAUCAGUCUUUGAAGUUGUUAGACGUGUGUCAACUACAACCUAACGUAUAGUCGGAAGUGUGCUUUGAACGUCGCGCUAAUCUGGGAGCCGCGGCUUUAAAUUCCCCGCAUAGGGAAAAUGUGUAUCGCAACGGCUCUGCCACUUUCUUUUACCAGAGUCCUUCAGUGCUCUCACUGCUUUUUCUUUGUUUUUUUUUUUUCGUGCUGGAAUGCAUUCGUGGUGAGAUAUGCGAAGGACAUUUGGCAACUCAUCCGCUUUUCAGUGAAUAAAAAAAUCUUUGUCUUAAAAA
This is a messenger RNA of Rhipicephalus microplus (southern cattle tick), 3255 nucleotides long. RefSeq names its product neprilysin-1. Gene Ontology annotation, molecular function: metalloendopeptidase activity. Gene Ontology annotation, biological process: protein processing. The record is from RefSeq and is a predicted model, not a curated record. Lineage: Eukaryota; Metazoa; Arthropoda; Arachnida; Ixodida; Ixodidae. Gene Ontology annotation, cellular component: plasma membrane.